GCAAGUACCUAACGCGGGAAGAAACACCAUGUUGAUGCUCGUGCUGUUGUUCACUCUGGUUGCCGCUUUCUGCUGGUUUUCCACUAAGAAACCAGCUGGGUAUCCUCCAGGCCCUACAAAAUGGCCAAUUCUCGGGUACGGACUCUUCAUCGAGAAAGGAAAGCCCCACCGCACGUGGGAGUUCCUGCAACGAAAAUAUGGUUCCGUAGUAGGCAUUUUCGUCGGCAGCGACCCGCUGGUGAUUGUCAACGGAUGGGAGGCUGGCAACGAGGCUCUGGCAAACCCUGACCUCUUGGGACGACCAGAACUAUUUUCUAAUGAAGAUUUAUACGGCAAACACCUUGGUAUCAUGUUCUCAAAUGGAGAAUUUUGGAAGACUCAACGCCGUUUCACAUUACAUCAUUUGCGUAACCUGGGAGUUGGGAAAAGUGUUCAUCACGACAUCAUACUGGAGGAAGUGCGCGAGCUCAUCCAACAUUUGAACAAGAAAAAUGGACCCUUCGAAAUCCAGCCUGAGCUGGCAGUGACAGGCGUGACCGUGCUGUGGGCGGUGUUGGCGGGGGUGCGACUCAGGCACGACGACCCCAAGCUUUAUGAGCUCGUCCAGCUCCUCGACACCGCCUUCAGGACGAGCCAGAUUGCUGGAGGUUUGCUCAACACCUUUCCCUUCCUACGUAAAAUUUGUCCGGAAUUUGUGGGCUAUACGCCGCAACUGAAAGCGUUUACAGAAGUCAAGAACUAUGUGGAGAAAGCUAUUGAAGAUCACAAAAAGGAUCUCGAUCAGAGUGACCUCAACAACUUCAUCGACUUGUACCUCAACGAGCUCAAGAAAACUGACCUGCACUCCUCAUUUUCAGCCAGGCUUGUGAAGACAUCGGCGUUCUUGACUGAAGUGAUGCGGUUCCGCUGCGUGGCUCCAGUCACCGUGCCUCACACGUGCACAAAUGACACCAUAUUGCAGGUUCGGUUACGCUUUAAAUAUGGAUUCGAUUUUAAUAAUUCCCUCUAUUUGAAGGCUGCUGGAGGUUUGCUGAACAUCUUUCCCUUCCUACGUAAAAUUUUUCCGGACUUUUUGGGCUAUACGCCGCAAUUGAAGGCGCUUACCGACGUAAAGAACUAUGUGGAGAAAGCCAUUGAAGAUCACAAAAAGGAUCUCGAUCAGAGUGACCUCAACAACUUCAUCGACUUGUACCUCAACGAGCUCAAGAAAACUGACCUGCACUCCUCAUUUUCAGAGUCGCAGCUGACUGCCGUGUGUAACGACCUAUUCACUGCUGGAUCAGAAACAAGUUCAUCGGUGGUAGGUUUCUGUGUUCUUUUCCUUUGCCUUCAUCCUGACUGGCAGGCCGCGGUACAGAAGGAACUUGACCAGCACCUCAAAGAUACUGGCCGAGAUCUUCCCACCAUCGAGGAUAGGAACAAGCUUGUGAAGACAUCGGCGUUCUUGACUGAAGUGAUGCGGUUCCGCUGCGUGGCUCCAGUCACCGUCCCUCACACGUGCACAAAUGACACCAUAUUGCAGGGCCACCGUAUCCCGAAGAACGCUACUCUGUUCGUCAACUUGCGCAGCAUAAUGAUGGACGAGUCCUACUGGGGUGACCCCUUUGUUUUCAGACCUGACCGCUUUAUUGCCGAUGAUGGAACNAUCUUCGCUUUCUCAUUCGUAGCAUCUUUUACUACACCACACCGCGGUGGCAACAUCCGAG
Messenger RNA from Hyalella azteca, 1706 nucleotides. RefSeq names its product methyl farnesoate epoxidase-like. Lineage: Eukaryota; Metazoa; Arthropoda; Malacostraca; Amphipoda; Hyalellidae. The transcript is spliced from 13 exons. Gene Ontology annotation, molecular function: oxidoreductase activity, acting on paired donors, with incorporation or reduction of molecular oxygen, reduced flavin or flavoprotein as one donor, and incorporation of one atom of oxygen; heme binding; iron ion binding. The annotation marks the transcript as partial. Gene Ontology annotation, biological process: xenobiotic metabolic process. Gene Ontology annotation, cellular component: intracellular membrane-bounded organelle; cytoplasm. The record is from RefSeq and is a predicted model, not a curated record.